This is a messenger RNA of Punctularia strigosozonata HHB-11173 SS5, 1357 nucleotides long. RefSeq lists its product as uncharacterized. NCBI's taxonomy places the organism in Eukaryota, Fungi, Basidiomycota, Agaricomycetes, Corticiales, Punctulariaceae. Bases 12 to 1094 code for a protein of 360 amino acids. The transcript is spliced from 8 exons. Gene Ontology annotation, molecular function: NAD binding. The record is from RefSeq and is a predicted model, not a curated record.
CGACGUCGAUCAUGGGCGCGCUGAUAUCGAGCCAAGCCGGCGCGAAGCCCGCGCUCGACACGCUUCUCGCCACCAGCCUCCUGACGCCCGACCACCGCGAGCGCCUCCGCCCCUACUUCCGCGAGAUCGUCUACCUGCCCGGCAUCGGCAAGGAGCUCCCGGACGACGUCCUGCGGCGCGUCGACGUCGUCUAUGGACUCCUCCCGCCCAGCGUCGACAGGCCCGAGCUCGUGCCCCGGCUGAAGCUCGUGCAGCUCACGAGCGCUGGCGCCGAUCGCGCGCUGGAGAACCCGUUGUGGAAGAGCAUCGGGAAGGAGGGCGGGGAGGUCGUGUUGACGACUGCUGCCGGCGUGCAUGUCGGGCCCAUACCGCAAUGGUUCAUCGCCACGACGCUCUCUCUUUACCACAAGCUGCACGAGCAGAUCCUGAUCACCCAUGUCGAAAAGCGAUGGCCCUCGGGUGACGAGUUUGGCGGACCCAUGUUCGUCCAGGAGCUUCGCGGCAAGACGGUCGGCGUCCUCGGAUACGGUCAUAUCGGUCGCGAGGCCGCGCGUCUUGCGAAAGCUUUCGGCGCGGACGUGCUCGCUGCGAACAGCGACGGCAAGCGGAAACGUCAGGAGGGUUACAUCGUCCCCGGCACGGGCGACGUCGACGGCAGCAUACCGAGCGCGUACUACUCGACGACCUCCGCCUCGUCCUUCGCCUCGUUCCUCGCCAAAUCGGACGUCGUGUUCUUGUCCCUGCCGUCCACGCCGUCGACGAGGUAUAUCAUGAACGAGAAGACGAUCGCGAAGAUGAAGCCCUCAGCGAUCCUGGUCAACAUCGGACGCGGCGAUUUGGUCGACACGUCCGCGUUGGUGCGAGCACUCGACACGGGUAUCAUCGCCGGUGCCGCCUUGGACGUGACCGAUCCCGAACCUCUGCCGCCUAAUCACACUUUGUAUGGGCGCAAGAACGUGAUCAUCACUCCCCACCUCUCGGGACGGACAGUCAAGUAUUUUGACCUCGCGGUCGACAUCUUGGUCGAGAACCUAGAUCGUAUCAAGGCCGGAAAGGAACUGGUGAACCGCGUCGAUCUUAAGCGCGGAUAUUGAUUUCAUCUCUUGUUGUUGUUGUUUUUUAUAUCAAAAUAUGACCGGAAUCGUUUUGCUGAAGCGGAGGGUCGUAGAUCUGAAGUUUACGUGAUCAAUCCAACAGAUGUAACUGCUCCUUGCAACACCCUUCCUGAGCUCGUCACGACAGUCAAUAUUCUUGCCGUUUUGUGCCCAUGCCAUCAGCGAAAUAUGCGGAUGGGUACGGGAUACGGGUACAUAGGAAUUAGUUUACAAGAUCAGGAAAUGUGCAAGAGGCGUUGAGC